AUAUUGAAAACAAAGAACCAUUGCUCUCUAGAUUAAAAGCUUCUCUCUCUCUUUUGGACUUUCUCAAUCCAUAUCUCUCUCUUUGUUUUUCUAAUUUAAAGUCUCCUCUUUCUGUUUAUGAGAUUUCAAGCGAAGAAGCUCAAUUAUGUUUACAACAUUGUUCUAAUUUCAAAACUUCAUAAGAAUUUCUCUGAUAAUAAAGAAUAAGAGUUGAAAUUUUGUUGGUGUCAUCAUGAAGAGACUAAGCAGCUCAGAUUCAAUGUGUGGUCUAAUCUCCACUUCUACAGACUCAUUUGGUUACAACAACAGAGGAACAGAGUCCAAGAGGGUACGGAAGUAAUUACCAAUCUAUGCUUGAAGGUUACGAUGAAGAUACUACACUAAUGGAGGAAUAUUCCGGCAACCACCACCACAUGGGUCUAUCGGAGAAGAAGAGAAGAUUAAAAGUUGACCAAGUCAAAGCUCUUGAGAAGAAUUUCGAACUUGAGAACAAACUCGAGCCCGAGAGGAAAACGAAACUAGCACAAGAGCUUGGACUUCAACCUCGUCAAGUAGCGGUUUGGUUUCAGAACCGUCGUGCACGGUGGAAAACAAAACAGCUUGAGAAAGAUUACGGCGUUCUUAAGAGCCAAUACGAUUCUCUCCGCCACAAUUUCGAUUCUCUCCGCCGUGACAACGAUUGUCUUCUCCAAGAGAUUAGUAAAAUCAAAGCUAAGAUAAACGGAGAAGAAGAUAACAACAACAACAACAACAACAACAACAAAGUUGCGACGGAGAGCGUUAAGGAAGAAGAAUUUCACAAGACGAAUUCAAUUCCGUCGUCUCCUCUGCAGUUUCUAGAACAUUCCUCUGGUUUUAACUACCGGCGAAGCUUCACCGACCUCCGUGACCUUCUACCGAAUUCCACCGUUGUCGAGGCUGGAUCUUCCGAUAGUUGCGAUUCAAGCGCUGUUCUUAACGACGAAACGAGCUCCGACAACGGAAGAUUGACGCCGCCCGUGACGGUAACCGGCGGGAGUUUCUUACAGUUUGUGAAAACGGAGCAAACAGAGGAUCACGACGAUUUUCUAAGCGGUGAAGAAGCUUGUGGUUUCUUCUCCGAUGAACAACCUCCGUCACUUCAUUGGUACUCUGCUUCGGAUCAUUGGACUUGAGAGAUUGAAUGAUCUAAGUUGUGCUCUGUUUUACUCUAUGUGGAAAAACAGAACAGAGGGCAAAAGUGGAAUUAUCAAUAAAUAAGGAUUAUUAAAUUAACUCAGCGGGAGAAGUUAAUUUGGGUUUAAGAUUGUAAUGGCUCUUAGUGUAAUUAACGAUCGAGAGGGGCUUUCACAGAAAUAGGAGUUAAUAUGGGGACGCUGAUGAAAGCAAUAAAACUACGUUUGCCCCCUCAAGUCCAAAUUGUAUUCCAAAUGUUACCUCUAAACAUUCCACUUGACUAA
Arabidopsis lyrata subsp. lyrata is the source of this 1439-nucleotide messenger RNA. RefSeq names its product homeobox-leucine zipper protein ATHB-16. The transcript has 3 exons. Gene Ontology annotation, cellular component: nucleus. Gene Ontology annotation, biological process: positive regulation of DNA-templated transcription. NCBI's taxonomy places the organism in Eukaryota, Viridiplantae, Streptophyta, Magnoliopsida, Brassicales, Brassicaceae. Gene Ontology annotation, molecular function: DNA-binding transcription factor activity, RNA polymerase II-specific; sequence-specific DNA binding. The coding region runs from base 351 to 1154 and encodes 267 amino acids. The record is from RefSeq and is a predicted model, not a curated record.